UACCUAGGUAGUAUGUAUACCUCUGAAACCCGUAAGUCUCCUCGCCUUGUGAGCUAGGUGCCUACCGGCCGGUACCAAGCAAGGGUCUUGCAAAAAUGACUACGUACUUCUCUUAUGCGACUCACUGAUUACCUACCUACGGAUUUUUACCUUUUCCUCCCCUCUCUCACUGUCUAUCCAUCUUCCUUUUUGACUUUUGGCCUGUGGCUUUAUCGAGCCUCUUUACCCAUUGCCCCCAAAUAUUCCUUCGUCCUUCCUUUGCUAGUUGUCCAUCUAUCCUAUUAUUAUUAUUUGGGCUAUUUACCCCCAAUCCAUCCUCUCUUAUUCCCCUCACCAGCCCCCGAACGACGACGACGACGACGGCGACGGCGACGGCGACCAACCUGCGAUAACAGUACCAUUGGACCAGCAACCAGCCAUCUACCUUUCGGCCGCUCCCCCUUCUAACAGCAACUUCUGCUUCCAACCGACCAACCGACUGCCUCCUUACUCACUGCUUUCGCUUGUUGUCGCUGCCGUCGCUGCCGCCGACCCUUGCGGCACCCUUGUACCCUCUGCGACGCAUGCUAUCAUGGGAUUGAAUCCAAGGCGCCGUGAUUCUUGUCUAAAUCCAACUGUCGCUGUCAAUAUGCUCUCCCGU
This is a messenger RNA of Colletotrichum navitas, 640 nucleotides long. RefSeq lists its product as uncharacterized. The record is from RefSeq and is a predicted model, not a curated record. Bases 115 to 447 code for a protein of 110 amino acids. The transcript has a single exon. NCBI's taxonomy places the organism in Eukaryota, Fungi, Ascomycota, Sordariomycetes, Glomerellales, Glomerellaceae.